GUGAUUCUUACUCGAUACGAACCAUUAAAGCUCGAGUCCAGCGUGCUUUUUGUGUUCAGCAGAAGCAGAAGCCAUGGAUUUCUCGUCUCUCACAGACGCUUUAUCGUCCCAAAAUUAUGCCAAGAUCCCUGAUAUUUGCGAGACUCUCAUGCUUCAGGUUGCUGCUCAGGGCAUUGCGUUCCAAGAUGAUUGGCCGUACGCGAUUCAUCUUCUAGGGCACAUUUAUGUUAAUGACAUUAAUAGUGCACGUUUCCUGUGGAAAACUAUUCCGGUUGCAAUAAAGGAGAGCCGACCGGAGGUGACGGCAGCUUGGAAAAUCGGUCAGAAUCUCUGGACGAGGGACUAUGCGGGUGUUCACGAUGCUAUUCACGAGUUUAAUUGGAGUCCUGAGGCUCAUUGUAUUGUCGCCGCCUUCUCAGAACUUUACACUAAAAGAAUGUUUGACCUCCUGGUUUCUGCAUAUUCAACGAUAAGCAUACAAGAUGCAGCGCUUUUCCUAGGAAUGAACGAGGAUGAUGCUACAAACUAUGUGCUCCAACACGGUUGGAUUGUUGAUGCCAAUUCUCGGAUGCUGACUGUAAAGAGGCAGGCAGUUGCAGCAGAGCAGAAACUAGAUCCCAGUAAAUUGCAGCGCUUGACAGAAUAUGUCUUCCACCUUGAACACUGAUUUCAACCGUCUAGAAUCUGUCAGAGCACAUCCUCCCGGUAGUUAUCUCAUUCCAAUUGAGUUUACUGGAAGGUGUUUGGUGAAGAAUGACAAGUCCUUGGUUUUUGUUUGCCAAUACAUAAAGGGUGUGACUAAUAUCUUGUUAUUUUAACUCGGAUGGUGUUGUUGAAGUCGAUCUUGGGUUUUCUUGCAGAUAGUGGUGAAGACCACUAAAGGGUGGGCCAUAAUUUUUGGGGGUGUUAUCUUAUAUUUUUCUCAGCUACCUUGUGUCUUAUCGUUGAUUUUAGUAGAUCUCUACCCUCUACAGAUGGAGCUUUUGAAAUGACCAGUUUGAUCUUCAUGUGCCAGAACGAUGAAUCCUUGAAAUAUUUGGCGGCCUGGUAUAGAAUAUCAACCAAAAAAAAAAAAAAGCACAUUUUCAUGAUGGUGAUGAAAGAGAGAGAACGACCAGGCAACUAGUACGUGAUACAUGUUUGGAAACGACGGAACUCUUAAUUUGAAGCUUUUUGUUUGUGGCCUUGCGAGCGCUUUCUUGUUUUGGGCGAGCCAUAGGCACAAUUUAGGAUUAGUUAUUAUUCAGAAAAUUGUUAGUUUAAGCAAUCAAUUCAUUUUCUUGAGCCGUGUCCUUUGAUAUUUUUAUUUUAUUUUAUUGGUAUGGUUGCGGUCAUAUUUUCUC
Coffea eugenioides is the source of this 1343-nucleotide messenger RNA. Its product is annotated as COP9 signalosome complex subunit 8. Gene Ontology annotation, cellular component: COP9 signalosome. Gene Ontology annotation, biological process: protein deneddylation; COP9 signalosome assembly. Bases 74 to 667 code for a protein of 197 amino acids. NCBI's taxonomy places the organism in Eukaryota, Viridiplantae, Streptophyta, Magnoliopsida, Gentianales, Rubiaceae. The record is from RefSeq and is a predicted model, not a curated record. The transcript is spliced from 5 exons.